AUGCCACGGCACAUCCUCAUCAUCGGCGCCGGCACAGGCGGCCUCGCUCUCGCCCACGCCCUCAAAAAGUCCAAAGCCGGCAUCACCUUUGCCGUCUACGAACGCGAUCGCACCCGCACGGAUGGGCUCUUUGGCUAUCGCGUCGGGAUCUCGCCCGAGGGCUCACGCUGCCUUGCCGAAUGUUUGCCCCCUGAUCUGUUCGAGGUGUUCAAGAGCACAACCGCCAUCGCUCCAGAUUCGUUCAACAUGAUUACCGAGCAUUACCAAGAGCUCCUGAGUAUAGAUGGAUUCAGCAAAGAGUCCAAAGACGGUGUGGCAGGCGAGCGCUCCGUCAGUCGCAUGACUUUGCGGCAAGUCCUCCUAACCGGCUUGGAGGGGUUCGUUCAUUUCGAUAAGCAUUUCACCCACUACACUACCGACAGCGAUGGAACCGUGUCUGCGUUUUUCAAGGAUGGAACAAGCGCAAAGGGUGACCUCCUCGUCGGUGCAGACGGCACAGGCUCUCCCGUACGACGGCAGUACCUCCCGCAGGCAACGCUGAAGAACUCGGGACUAUACGGAGUCACCGCCAAGGUUGAGCUCAACGAGGAAACAAAAGCGCUCCUCCCACCCAAAGCGCUCCGCGGCGUCACAAUGGUCAAUGCUCCACACGGAGAUAGCUGCAUCAUCCAUGUCAUGGAGUUUCCGUGGGACCAUGAUGGCAAGCUGAAGAAGGGAAUCGGAGGCAACGAUGAGGAACUUCUCAAGAGCUGGCCAGGACUGACGUUUGACAACACGCGCGAUUACAUACUUCUCGGCUUUGCGUCGCACGCAAGCAGGCUGCCCGACGAGCUCAUGUCCAUGGAUGGGCCAAGUUUGCACGACUUGCUGCUGGAUCGCACAUCCGCCUGGCAUCCAAACCUGCGCAAGCUCUUUAGCAUGUCCGACGCGUCCACGUCCUUUCCCAUCAACAUCCGCACGAGCGAGCGGAUAGCGCCUUGGGAGAGCACAAACGUCACGCUUAUCGGAGAUGCAAUUCACACCAUGACGCCUGGCCUCGGCGUCGGCGCCAACACUGCUCUUCUUGACGCCAAGAUUCUAGCGGAGCAAUUGGUCCGCUCGGAGAAGGACGACGAUGGAAUCGUCUCUGCGGUGGCAAGCUAUGAGGGGGAGAUGCACUCCUACGCGUGGAACCGUGUGGAAAAGUCAUUGGAGCGCUUCAACGCCGAUGACGCAGUGUACAAGCCAGGGCUCACGGGCACGGUGGCCACGGUGCUUCUACGAGGGGGAAUGAGGCUGGUGAAUUCUGUGCCGCCAUUGAAGCGAAGAUUCGCAGCUGAAAUGACCAAGGAACGAGGCGAUACGUCUUAG
This is a messenger RNA of Purpureocillium lilacinum, 1350 nucleotides long. RefSeq lists its product as uncharacterized. The record is from RefSeq and is a predicted model, not a curated record. Gene Ontology annotation, molecular function: FAD binding. Lineage: Eukaryota; Fungi; Ascomycota; Sordariomycetes; Hypocreales; Ophiocordycipitaceae.